Molecule: messenger RNA, 357 nt
Organism: Exophiala viscosa
Lineage: Eukaryota; Fungi; Ascomycota; Eurotiomycetes; Chaetothyriales; Herpotrichiellaceae
Product: microtubule-associated protein
Exons: 3
Coding region: 1-357 (118 amino acids)
Biological process (GO): cellular response to nitrogen starvation; macroautophagy
Cellular component (GO): autophagosome; cytosol; fungal-type vacuole membrane
Molecular function (GO): phosphatidylethanolamine binding
Source: RefSeq, a predicted model, not a curated record
AUGCGUUCCAAGUUCAAGGACGAGCAUCCCUUCGAGAAGCGCAAGGCAGAAGCCGAACGUAUUCGUCAGAAGUACGCCGACCGCAUUCCCGUCAUCUGUGAAAAGGUUGAGAAAUCCGACAUCGCUACCAUCGAUAAGAAGAAGUACCUCGUCCCCGCAGAUCUGACCGUCGGCCAAUUCGUCUAUGUCAUUCGCAAGCGCAUCAAGCUCAGCCCCGAGAAGGCCAUCUUCAUCUUCGUUGAUGAAGUCCUUCCUCCUACUGCUGCCCUUAUGAGCAGCAUCUACGAAGAGCACAAGGACGAAGACGGUUUCCUGUACAUCACAUACUCGGGCGAGAACACCUUCGGCGAAUACUAA